Messenger RNA from Xenopus tropicalis (tropical clawed frog), 990 nucleotides. RefSeq names its product mitochondrial ribosomal protein S14 (gene mrps14). Gene Ontology annotation, molecular function: structural constituent of ribosome. Gene Ontology annotation, cellular component: ribosome. Gene Ontology annotation, biological process: translation. The record is from RefSeq and is a predicted model, not a curated record. The transcript has 3 exons. Bases 376 to 771 code for a protein of 131 amino acids. Lineage: Eukaryota; Metazoa; Chordata; Amphibia; Anura; Pipidae.
CAGAAAUGGACAUGGUCAAAAAAUCGCACCACAGGCUGCAGCAUUUAUUUUUGUCCCUCUUUCCAUUUGCAAAAUGCUACACAAUUGUUUUAACUGUGCAUUUUGCACUUACUAGAAUAAAUAUAAUAACAUUCAGACUGUGCCAGCCUUAUAAUCUACGAGGCCCAAAUUGGGUCAAAAUGCUUCAAGCUCCAACUUCUAACGCCUCAUAUAUAAAUUCGAAUGCGGAUGACCUUCAGCGGAUUUUUUUACAAUCUUAAAGCUUGCUGCCAUCUACUGGCGCAAUGGCAUAGUUCACACCAUUGUAAGUCUAUACAAGCCACGCCGCUUGUAAGUAACAAAGUUGCUUGAUUUUGAAUAGCGUCUAAAAACAAGAUGGCGGCUUCCAUGCUGGGGAGUGUGUUUCGAAGCGCUCGGCAGUUGUUUCCUUGGCCUUCUGCAACUUGUACAAAUCAAGUCCGAAAUUACUACGUUGACUGGAGGAUGUUUCGGGAUGUUAAAAGGAGGAAAAUGGCAUAUGAAUACGCUGAUGAGAGAUUGAGAGUCAAUGCUUUGCGGAAAAACAUUAUUCUCCCUAAAGAACUGCGGGAAGUGGCAGAUAAAGAAAUUGCUGCAUUUCCAGUAGAUAGCUGCCCUGUAAGAAUCCGUAAUCGCUGUGUCCUGACUUCUCGACCACGGGGUGUAAAAAGACGUUGGCGGCUAAGUCGAAUUGUGUUCCGUCAUCUAGCCGAUAACAACCAAAUGUCUGGCAUUCAGAGAGCCAUGUGGUAGGAACAGGAUUUGAGGGCCAACUGUCGAAGCUACUGGGCUACCAUUUACUAAGGACAUUUUUUUAAUUAAAGUAUCAUAAGAGCAUUCUUUGUUGACAAUUCUUGACAAAACCUGGCUUAUUUAUAUGUAUUUAAAAAAAAUCUGUAUUAAAAGCAACAAUUACAUUGCAGAGAAUCCUUUUGAAUGGAAAUUUAUGCUAUAAAGACCUUUUUUUUUUUU